Molecule: messenger RNA, 7263 nt
Organism: Penicillium chermesinum
Lineage: Eukaryota; Fungi; Ascomycota; Eurotiomycetes; Eurotiales; Aspergillaceae
Product: type I polyketide synthase
Exons: 6
Coding region: 1-7263 (2420 amino acids)
Biological process (GO): secondary metabolite biosynthetic process; fatty acid biosynthetic process
Molecular function (GO): oxidoreductase activity; 3-oxoacyl-[acyl-carrier-protein] synthase activity; fatty acid synthase activity
Source: RefSeq, a predicted model, not a curated record
AUGCCUGCCUCAUGCCCCAAUGGGACUGUCCCAAUUGCUCUUGUUGGGAUUGGCUGCCAUAUGCCAGGUGGUGUUCGAAGAAUACCUGCCCAAUGGGACUUCCUCAAGGAGCAAAGGGAUUUGCUUCAAGAGUUCACCGAGCCACGAUUCUCAGCCAAGGGCUAUUAUCAUCCCAAUGUGGAUCGCCCUGGCACCGCUGUCGCCAGCAGUGGAUUCCUGUUGGAAGAGGACCCAAGACUGUUCGAUCCAGGCUUUUUCUGGAUCACAGAUGUGGAAGCGGAAACGAUGGACGCUUCUCAGCGUAAGCUUCUCGAAGUGACAUACGAGGCCUUUGAGAACGCCGGAGAGACACGCGGGAUUGGGAUUAUGGGUGGCAAGUAUUCAGCCACCGGAGCAUUUCCCAACAUGCUGGCCAACCGUAUUCAUUACGUCUUCAAUUUGAAGGGACCCAGCCUGCUGGUCAACAGUGCCUGCACUUCGGCCAUGUAUGCCUUACAUCUGACCCUCACUUCGAUUCGGAACGGGGAUUGCGACUCUGCUAUUGUAGCAGGCUCCAAUUGGAUCAUGGACCCAAACUGUCACAUUGCGAUGGGGAAGCUCGGCGCGCUUUCUGCUACUUCGCGAAGCCACACCUUUGAUGCAUCGGCUGACAGCUACGCCCGUGGUGAAGGGUUUGCAGCUCUUUACCUGAAGAAAACGUCGCUGGCAAUCGAAGAUGCUUCUCCGAUCCGCGCUCUGAUCAUGGGCUCGGCAAUCAACGCGAAUGGCCGUACCAAUGGUAUCACGAACCCAAGCGGCCCGGCCCAGGAGAUUGUUAUUAGAGAAGCCUAUAAAAAUGCCGGAGAUCUUGAUCCUUCCAAAACCACGCUGCUUGAGUGUCAUGGCACUGGAACUCGCGUCGGUGACCCCAUUGAUGUCACAGCAGUCGGAAACGUCUUUGGGGUUUCCCAGUCUCCAGACUAUGAAGACAGACUGAUAGUGGGGUCUGUUAAGACCAAUCUCGGCCAUCUGGAGAUCCCACCCACCCUCGGGUUUCAGACACCCAAUUCCCGCAUAGACUUCCAGACUGCCAAGGCACGAGUCACCACGAGUGUCGAGCCAUGGCCCAAGAACAUGAUUAAGCGUGCAAGCGUCACAUCUGCCGGUUUCGGUGGGACCAACGGACACUGCGUGAUUGACCACGUCCACAACGUGUUUCCAUCCUAUCUUAAGCCCGGAAUUCUUGGCCAGCAGAUGAGUGGGACAAAUGGUGACAGCCAUGUAAACGGUACCGAUGAAGUUUCAGAUAGAUAUGCCAAUGAAACAGGCGAUACUGGCAUCGACGGCACCCGUGGCACCAAUAAUAUCCCAGCUCUGUCAAAUCACCACUCCCCUGUGAUCAACAUGCCGGCUAUGGUUCGGAAAGCCGAUGCAGCUACUCGAAAAUUAGUGGUCCUUCCCUUCUCAGCACAUCAUCGAACCUCGCUUGAUGCCAAUAUCGACGUUUUAUCUCAAGAUCUUCGUCACCACUCUCUGGCUGACUUGGCAUAUACUCUCGCUGCCAAACGAUCCCGCUUCACACAGAGAGCUUACUUUGUUGUCGACAAAGAUAGCGUCGCAGAGACUGGUCUGAGACAGGGAACCGACAUCCAAAUCUUCUCUUCACCUCGGCAUGUUUCCGCUGGCUUCAUUUUUACUGGCCAAGGCGCACAGUGGCAUGCAAUGGGGAAGGGCCUCUUUGGAUAUGCGGUGUUCCGAGAUUCUAUCUCUUACCUAGAUACGAUUCUGUCCAUGUUGCCCGAGCGUGUUGCAUGGAAGCUUCCCGACAUUCUUCGCGGAAACUGCGAGAAGGACCUGAUUCAGACACCCGCAGUUUCACAGACUGUUUGCACAGCUGUCCAGAUUGGGCUUGUUGACCUUCUCGCUUCAUGGGGCCUUCGGCCUUCGGGCGUCGCUGGGCAUUCAUCUGGUGAGAUGGCUGCAGCCUAUGCAUCCGGACGCAUAACCGCUGCAGAAGCCAUCACGGUUGCCUAUUACCGCGGCUAUGUAGUCUUCUUGAACAAGCACAAGGGUGCAAUGCUAGCGGUCGGAUUCGGGACCGAAAGAGCAGUGGAGUAUAUCCGACAAGCUGGGCUAGAGGGUCAAGUCAGGGUUGCGGCCAUCAACUCGUUCGGCAGCGUGACCAUCUCUGGCGACACUGAAGCUGUGGAAGAGCUCAGUGCAAAGCUUACUCGAGAGACGGUGUUUAACAGACUAGUCCGUACCGGUGGGCUCGCAUAUCAUUCCCACCACAUGGUGCCAUUGGGCUCUGAAUAUGAAGCAAAAGUCAACGCUGGAAUGCGCCGUCUUGAAGAGCUUGGUGUCGAUACUGAAAAUGCAAAAUAUCCCGUUGUUCCCUGGUUUUCCUCUGUCACACCAGAGAAAAGUACAGCUCAAGUGUCAGCAUCAUAUUGGAGGGCCAAUUUGGAGUCCCCGGUCCGCUUCACCGAUGCCGUCUCGAAGCUGCUGGACGUGCCGGACCUGAAUAUUCGUGCUUUAAUAGAAAUCCGUCCGCAUCCCGCAUUGAAGAGUCCCUUGGGACAGAUCGUCAAAAGCCUCGGCAAGAGCAUCCCGCACGUCCCGUCGUUGAAGCGGAAUGAAGAUGCCCAGAGAUCUCUGCUCGACUGCAUAGGGAUCCUGUUCGCCCUGAACGUCGAUGUAAAUCUGGUAGCGGUCAAUGCCGUUGAUGGACAGCUACUCGAUGGUCAACGACAACUAGAGCACGGCUGCACAGCCAUUGAUCUGCCGCCGUACAAGUACACCUAUGGGCCCAUCAAGUAUCACGAGAGCAGACUCAGUAAAGAAUAUCGCUUGAGGAGCACCCCUCGCCAUGACCUCCUUGGGUCCAAAGUGCCAGGAACCACAAAGCUGCGUCCUCAAUGGCGAAACAUCCUUCGUCUCAAGGACUUACCUUGGCUGGACGAUCACCGCGUUCCGCCUCAUGUCUUGCAUCCCGGCGCUGCUCACAUUGUGAUGGCAAUGGUGGCCGCGGAACAUGCCUAUAAGGAGUUUCCCGACGCCCUUCCUAUAUCCGGCCUGACCAUGCGCAACGUUUCCAUCAAAAAGACUUUGGUGGUUCCUGAGGAUGACUAUGGCGUCGAGAUUGUACUCACUAUGGAGCUUGAGGAUGGAGCCACUGCAAAAUCUCCAGGCUGGGCCCGCUUCUCCAUCGCCUCAGUCGUCCGCGAUGCCAAUCAAUGGACCGAACAUUGCUCGGGCCAGAUCAAGGUCGAAGUGGCUCCAUUCGAGCAGGUCCCGCCGAUCGACACUACGAUGGAUGGGCGAGCCAUGGAUGCGCAGACAUGGUACACGCGUUUCGCCGACAUGGGCCUCCAAUUUGGUCCAUCCUUCCAAGGCUAUUCGGACAUUCGUGCUGAUCCAGCUAAGAAUAUCGCAUCGGCCAAAUUGGCCUUGAAUACCACGGCAGGCAUGUUCCCCGGUGGCGAAUCACCCUAUCCGAUUCACCCGGCCUCUUUGGAUCUGGUAAUUCGUCUGGGCCUCAUGGCUUGCAAUGGUGGCCAGGCUGAAACUCCAAGCGUUCAGCUUCCGAUCCACUUCGGCCAAAUGCGAUUUACCGGUGGUCGGCUGGAGGGUCGUAAGUGGGCCACCGGCAUCUCUCGUGGCAAGCUGCGCGGUCUGCGCGGUGCUUACGCCCAGCUGCAGAUGCUGGAUGAGGAGGGCAACGUCAUGUUGGACGUGGAUAAUAUGCGGUUCACCAGCCUUAAUAAUGAACAAGAUUCAUCUGCGACCGGAGACUCGGCCAGCAAGCCUUAUUGGAGCCCAUUCACGCGCUUGCAAGAAUCAGCUCAACGAGGCUCUCGCGUCGAUUCCGGGAGAGCAGAGCAAUUCCCUCAGCUUUGCAACAUCUUCGACUUGGCAGGUCAUGCCAAUCCAGAUUUGCGAAUUUUGGAAGUGAAUGCCAGCAGCGAUGCAGGCGCGCAUCGAGCCGUGUUUGAGACGCUUGUUGGAGCAAACUGUAUCAAGCGAUACAGCGAAUUUGUUGUAGCAGACGUCUCCCAUGAGCAACUUUCGUUUGUCCGUGAAUCCACCUCGGACUUCCGCGACGUCUCUUAUUCGAUUCUAGACUUGAACCGGAAUCCAUCUGAUCAAGGCUUCCAACUUGGAUUCUAUGACAUUGUUCUUUGGUCUAGUCCUGCGCACUCCUCUGAGGCUUGGGAACAUCUGCGCAGUCCCAUCCGCCCAGGCGGGUACCUUGUUCAGAUUGGGACCACAGUCAAGGCCAGCGACUGCCGCAACCUCGAAAGCACUGGCUUCAAGCUUAUCGGAGAUAUUGUAGGGUCAGACUACCAGUCUACGGUCACUCUCCACAUUCUUAGCGCCUCUCAGCAGCUGGACCAUCUCCACAACAAAGUGGUGCAUUUCCUUCAUGGGGCUAAUGGAGCCCCAUCACUUCUCCGUCAAUUAGCUCGCGCCAUUGAGCAGCAUGGAGUCACCACCCAGACUUCCCUCCUUGAUGAUGUGCGGAAUGUUUUAUCGCCCAACUCCCACGUCGUUGUAUCCCUGGACGGCGAAAACUUGCUAUUCGGCGCUGAUCAGCGUCGACUUGGUCUCUUCCAAUACUUGGCUGCAAAUACCGCAAGCAUGCUCUGGCUCACCUCAUGUAGCCUGGUUAAGGGUCGCAACCCCGAUGGAUCCUUUGUCUCAGGCCUGCUGCGGACGUUGGGAAGCAAGAAUCCUGCUAGCGACUUCCUCUCCAUAGACAUUGACGCGGAAGGGUUCAAAGUCAAGGAGAGCGAGCAGGAUGAAUUGCUCCGCUCGUUGGUCGAUCAAGAGCUUUCCUUCCAAGCAAAAACUCUCAAUGGCGGCGAGAGUCCCGUCAAUCGUGACCUGGUCUGGCAGGACGGCUGCAUGUGGGUGAGCCGGAUUGUCCCUGAUGCGGAUUUCCUGGGAUACGACGAAACAACAGUGGAUGACCGUGACAUCAAGCUGAUGCCGCUGGGCAACGUCAGGCCUAUUCGUGCAGACUUCAAGACUCCUGGAGUUCUCACCUCGCUCUACUUUCGGCCAUACACCGAGCUCCUGCAGCCUCUACCGCGGGACUGGAUUGAGGUCAGGGUGCAGGCCAUCGGCCUCAAUUGGAAAGACUUGGGUCUCUGUUCCGGGCGGUUCGAUCAGAACAAUCUCUCCAACGAAUAUGUUGGUGUUGUCUCCUGCAUUGGGUCCGCGGUGGCCAAUGUCAAGGUCGGCGACCGUGUGUACGGUAUGGGCAAGGGCCACUUUGGAAACUAUACUCGUCUCCCAGCAGCGCUGGCGCAGCAGCUACCCCACGGGCUUGAUGCAAUGGAAGCAGCGACGAUGCCUCUGGUUUAUAUGACCGCCGUUUAUGCAUUCGAGCACAUCACUCGAGUGAAGCAGGGCUCGAAAGUCUUAAUUCAAUCUGGUUCGGGUGGUCUCGGUCUGGCCGCCAUUCAACUAGCUCGCUCCAAGGGCGCCGAUGUCUAUGUCACGGCAGGCACACCGGAGAAGACGCGCUUUUUGAUCGACAGCAUGAGCAUUGCUCCAGAUCAUAUUUAUUCCUCUCGCCGGCUAGAGGAUCUGCCACGCUUGGCCACCGCUACGCUCAAUGGAGGAUUUGAUGUGAUUCUCAGUACCUCUCAAGGAGACAUGCUCUACGAGUCCGUCAAGGCACUGGCACCGCUCGGCCAUUUUGUGGAUGUCGGCCGCCUAGACGUCACAAACUCCAAGAGCAUUUCCCUUGAGCUCUUCCAGAAGAGCGCCAGUUUUACUUCCUUUGACCUGGGCCUUGUCAUCGAACGUAAUGUGGAACUUGGGGGAGCUAUGGCCACGGUCAGCGAGCAUUUCCGCGCUGGCCACAUUGGCCCUAUCCGUCCUUACUAUGCAUCGGACAUUUCUCAACUUGUCCAAGCUUUGCUUAAGUUUUCCAAGGGAACACACAUUGGCAAGAUGAUCAUCUCAUAUCAAAAUCCGCAAUCAAUGCUACGCAUACACCAAUCCGUUCCUCGUGCUCAUUUUGACCAGGAAGCUUGCUACAUUCUCGUGGGUGGGCUGAGCAGUCUGGGAAGAUCUAUCAUCCGCUGGAUGGCUAGCCGAGGGGCUCGAGAUUUGGUGAUCUGGUCACGACGAGGGCCGAAUAAUAUGGCUUCUGAAGCUGAGGGUCUCAUUAAGGAGAUGGCAGCGCAGGGUGUACGUGUUCAACCGGUGGCCUGCGAUGUAAGCAACCGAGAGCAAGUCCUUCGCGGAGUGCAAGAGGCGAACUCACAGGGCACCUUGCGUGGAGUGUUCAACUUUGCGGUCUCCUAUCAGGACAUCUCGUUCGAUAAGAUGGCAGAAGAAAAGUUCCGUGAGGACAUGGCUGCUAAGGUGUUUGGAACAAAGCAUCUGCAUGAAGCCACAGCCGACUUAGCCUUGGAUUUCUUCGUCAUGACUUCUUCCCUGGGAACUGUCUACGCUUUUCCUACCCAGAGCACCUACUUGGCGGCCAGCAACUUCCUGGAUUAUUUCGCACGUUAUCGACGUCGAUGUGGGUUACCGGCAACGACCGUAUCACUUGGAUUCAUCAAUGAUCUAGGAGCCCUUACCCAAGAUGCCGUAACCGUCAAUCUGUUUCUCCGUGCCAAGGGUCAAACUGUCACGGGUAGUCAGGUAUUACGAGCUUUGGAGCCUGCAUUUGUGAGCGAUCCUACGACCGAACAUCACUAUCUCGGCCAUGGACAGGAUCCACUUUCCGCGGCCAACAUCGUUACUGGCAUUGACCCGGCCGUAUUGGUCAACAUGAAACUAGCAGAAGACAAGACGUCUACCUCUGGUUCUGUACCUCGGUGGUACCGCGACCCUCGCGUGUCUUUGAUGCUACGUGCCUUGGACGAUGGGUGGCGCCAUCGGGAUGUGGAUGGUAGCGACAAGGGCGUAGCCAGCUCGAAAGGUGCUGAUGAGUCGCCUACCGCGCAACUCCGUCGACAAUUUGAUAACUCAAUCAGAAAGCUUGGAAAUAACCAAGAUAAAGGAGAAGUCAUGAAGGCCGUCGCACUGGUCACCGAGGCCAUUCAGGCGAUGGUGGCGGGCAUGCUCUUUAUUGACCCCUCUGCAGUCAACGCAGCUAGUACAAUAGUUGAUCAUGGGAUCGAUAGCUUGCUGGCUGCAGAAUUUCGGAGUUGGCUGAAUGGAGCGUUUGGGGAAAAUAUGAGCAUGUUGGACUUGAUGAAUGCACGAACAAGCAUUGAUGCAAUGGCACAGGCUAUCGUGCAGGAGGCCAUUGCCGCAUAG